AACCGCCCGACUAGCAUGGUGCGGCGGCCGCGCGCGCCGACAUGGGGGAGAAGCUGGAGCUGAGGCUCAAGUCGCCCGUGGGGGCCGAGCCCGCCGUCUACCCGUGGCCGCUGCCGGUCUACGACAAACACCACGAUGCUGCUCAUGAAAUCAUCGAGACCAUCAGAUGGGUCUGUGAGGAAAUCCCGGAUCUCAAGCUCGCUAUGGAGAAUUACGUUUUAAUUGACUACGAUACCAAAAGCUUUGAGAGUAUGCAGAGGCUCUGUGACAAGUACAACCGGGCCAUCGACAGCAUCCACCAGCUGUGGAAGGGCACCACACAGCCCAUGAAGCUGAACACACGGCCGUCCACUGGGCUCCUGCGGCACAUCCUGCAGCAGGUCUACAACCACUCGGUGACCGACCCUGAGAAGCUCAACAACUAUGAGCCCUUCUCCCCAGAGGUGUAUGGGGAGACCUCCUUCGACCUGGUCGCCCAGAUGAUCGAUGAGAUCAAGAUGACCGAAGAUGACCUGUUCGUGGACCUGGGCAGUGGGGUGGGCCAGGUCGUGCUGCAGGUUGCCGCAGCCACCAACUGCAAACAUCAUUAUGGUGUAGAGAAAGCUGACAUCCCAGCCAAGUACGCGGAGACGAUGGACCGAGAGUUCAGGAAGUGGAUGAAAUGGUAUGGAAAAAAGCAUGCAGAAUACACACUGGAGAGGGGGGACUUCCUCUCAGAGGAGUGGAGAGAACGGAUUGCUAACACAAGUGUUGUAUUUGUGAAUAACUUUGCCUUUGGUCCUGAGGUGGAUCACCAGCUGAAGGAGCGGUUUGCAAACAUGAAGGAAGGUGGCAGAAUCGUGUCCUCGAAGCCCUUUGCGCCUCUGAACUUCAGAAUAAACAGUAGAAACUUGAGUGACAUCGGCACCAUCAUGCGCGUCGUGGAGCUGUCGCCGCUAAAAGGCUCGGUGUCAUGGACGGGGAAGCCAGUCUCCUACUACCUGCACACCAUCGACCGCACCAUACUUGAAAACUAUUUUUCUAGUCUAAAAAAUCCAAAACUCAGGGAGGAACAAGAGGCAGCUCGGCGCCGGCAGCAGCGGGAGAACAAGAGCAGCACAGCCACACCCACCAAGGUGCCCGAGAGCAAGGCAGCUGUGCCGGCAGACACCCCCGUGGACUCCGGUGCUGAGGAGGAGAAAGCUGGGCCGGCCGCUGUCAAGAAGCCAUCUCCCUCCAAGGCCCGGAAGAAGAAGCUGAACAAGAAGGGCCGGAAGAUGGUCGGUCGGAAGCGUGGGCGCCCCAAGAAGAUGAGUGCCACCAACCCCGAGCGCAAGCCCAAGAAGACCCAGAGCGCCCUGGACCUGCUGCACGCCCAGACCGUGUCACGAGCGGCCUCCCCCUUGCCGCAGGACGCGCACAGGCCACCUCACAGCCCAUUCUACCAGCUACCUCCCAGCGUGCAGCGGCCUACCCCUGAGCAGCUGCUGCUGGCACCCACCCCGCCCGCGCUGCACAGGCUGCUAGAGUCCUUCAGGAUUCAGUAUCUACAGUUCCUGGCAUACACGAAGACCCCUCAGUACAAGGCCACCCUGCAGCAGCUGCUGGACCAGGAGAAGGAGAAGAAUGCCCGGUUGCUAGGCGCAGCGCAGCAGCUGUUUGGCCACUGCCAAGCUCAGAAGGAGGAGAGCAAGAGGCUCUUCCAGCAGAAACUGGACGAGCUGGGAGUGAAGGCGCUGACCUACAACGACCUGAUCCAAGCGCAGAAGGAGAUCUCGGCUCACAACCAGCAGUUGAGGGAACAGACGGAGCAGCUAGAGAAGGGCAACCGGGAGCUGAGGAGCCAGAGCCUGCGGCUGCUCAAGGCACGGUGUGAGGAGCUGAAGCUGGACUGGUCCACGCUGUCCCUGGAGAAUCUGCUGAAGGAGAAGCAGGCCCUGAAGAGCCAGAUCUCAGAGAAGCAGAGGCACUGCCUGGAACUGCAGAUCAGCAUCGUGGAGCUGGAGAAGAGCCAGCGGCAGCAGGAGUUGCUCCAGCUCAAGUCCUGCGUGCCGCCUGAUGAGGCACUGGCCCUGCAGCUUCGUGGGAAGCCAGAGGCCGAGCCUGGCCGGCUUCACUUGGAGCUGGACUGCGCCCGCUUCUCCCUGCCGCCCUUCAGCAGCUUGAGCCCCGAGCUCUCCAUGAAUGGCCAUGCGGCCGGCUAUGAGCUCUGCAGCGCACUGGGUCGGCCCUCACCCAAGCAGAACACCCCCCAGUACCUGGCCUCUCCGCUAGACCAGGAGGUCGUGCCCUGCACCCCUAGCCACAGCGGCCGGCCACGGCUGGAGAAGCUAUCCGGCCUGGCCCUGCCUGACUAUACCAGGCUAUCCCCUGCCAAGCUGGUGCUGCGGCGCCACCUGAGCCAGGACCAUGCGGCCAGUGGCAAGGCAGCUGCCAGCGAGCUGCACCCACGAGCCGAGCAUGCCAAGGAGAACGGGCUCCCUUACCAGAGCCCUGGCAUCACCAACGGCAUCAAGCUGAGCCCACAAGACCCCCGACCUUCAUCCCCCACGGCUUUACAGAUGGGAGAGAAGGGCCCUGAGAAGGGUGUGAAGGAGCGUGCCUACGCCAGCAGUGGGGAGGCCAUCACCAGCCUGCCCGUCAGCAUCCCGCUGAGCACCGUGCAGCCCAGCAAGCUGCCCGUCAGCAUCCCCCUGGCCAGCGUGGUGCUGCCCAGCCGCGCCGAGAAGGCGAGAAGCACACCCAGCCCUGGGCCACCGGCCCGAGAGUCCUCGUCUACGCUGGAGAAGCAGGUGGCUGCUAACACCCAUGGUGCCGGGGGCAACACUGCUGGGAGCAAGAGCCUCGCCCUGGCUCCCACAGGCUUUGCAUACAGCGGCUCGGUGGCCAUCAGUGGGGCCCUGGCAGGCAGCCCAGCACCCCUUGGCCCUGGAGCUGAGCCCCCGGCCCUGGACGAGUCCUCCAGCUCUGGAAGCCUCUUUGCCACUGUGGGGUCCUGCAGCUCCACCCCGCAGCACCCACCCCUGCUGACGCAGCCACGCACCUGCGGCUCAGCCUCGCCGGCCCCCCAGCUCUGUGCCAGCCCCCGGCUAGGCGCCCUGGGCCCGCUCCCCGACUCUGGCAAAGGGGACCUGCCCUGCGAUGCCAGCUUCUCAGACCCUGAGAGCGAAGCCAAAAGGAGGAUCGUCUUCACCAUCUCGGCGGGUGCCAGCAGCGCCAAGCAGUCACCUUCCAGCAAACACAGCCCUCUGCCCUCGGGUGCCCGCGGGGAUGGUGGCCAGGGCCAUGGGCCAGACAGCCGCAAGCGGGGCCGGAGGAAGCGGGCAUCGGCGGGGACCCCCAGCCUGAGCUCGAGUGUGUCCCCCAAGCGCCGGGCCUUGCCAUCUGUUGCUGGGCUUUUCACGCAGUCUUCAGGGUCCCCCCUGAAUCUCAACUCCAUGGUCAGCAACAUCAACCAGCCCCUGGAGAUCACGGCCAUCUCGUCCCCUGAGAGCUCCCUAAAGAGCUCACCCGUCCCCUACCAGGACAAUGACCAACCACCUGUGCUCAAGAAGGAGAAGCCCCUGAGCCAGACCAAUGGUGCCCACUACUCCCCACUGACCUCGGACGAGGAGCCAGGCUCUGAGGAUGAGCCCGGCAGUGCCAGAAUUGAGAGAAAAAUUGCAACAAUCUCCUUAGAAAGCAAGUCUCCACCAAAAACCUUGGAAAAUGCAGGUGGCAGCCUAGCAGGAAGGAAGGCACCGCUGGCCAGCGAGCCAGUCAACAGCAGCAAGUGGAAGUCCACCUUCUCACCCAUCUCCGACCUGGGCCUGGCCAAGGCAGCUGACAGCCCGCUGCAGGCUGCCUCCGCUCUGAGCCACAACUCCCUGUUCGCUUUCCGGCCCGGCCUGGAGGAGCCCAGUACAGCCGAUGGCAAGCUGGCCACCCACUCCAGGAAGAGCUUCCCAGGCACCCUGCCGGGGGCGGGCGGGCUGAGCCCCAAUAGCCUUCCUGCCAGUGGCUUCGCCCUGGGCGGGGGCCUAGCAGCUGACCUCAGUUUACACAGCUUCAGUGAUGGUGCUUCUCUCUCCCACAAGGCCCCCGAGGCAGCUGGCCUGGGUGCCCCCCUGAGCUUCCCCGGCCCACGGGGCAAGGAGGGUGGCGCUGCAGAGUCUGGCCCCUUCGCGAACAAGCGGCAGCUGGACGGACUGGGCCCAAAAGGCGAGGGGGGCCUUCCCACAUGCGGACCCCUGGACAAGGCCUCCACAGCGCACAGCAAGGCAGGCAAGGGCCGUGAGCGCGAGCCCGAUGUCAAGAACGGCCACAACCUGUUCAUGGCUGCCGCCGCCGCGCCCCCUGCAGGCCUCCUCAGCGGCCCAGGUCUUGCCCCAGCGGCAUCCUCGGCAGGUGGCACAGCCCCGUCCGUGCAGACCCACCGCCCCUUCCUGGGCGCCUUCGCCCCUGGGCCACAGUUCGCGCUGGGCCCCAUGUCGCUACAGGCCAACCUGGGCCCGUCUGUGCUGCAGUCCCUGUUCAGUUCUGUGCCCGCCGCCGGCCUGGUUCACGUCUCGACCGCCGCCACCAGAUUGACCAACUCGCACGCCAUGGGCAGCUUCUCCUCCGGGGUGGCCGGCGGCGCAGUUGGAGGUUCCCUUCCAGGGCCCCCUGAGGGGGGAGAGGCUGUGCCCGCGUGUCCCUUUGGGUCCACUUUGCGCCCGCCACCUCGUUCCUUUUCACGAAACGCAGCCGUGACGGUCGUGUGGGCAGAGCACUCGGGCGUAACUAGGAUUUCUACCUCAACCGCGAGACUAUGCAAGGGUGGGCUGGGCCGGCGGCGCGGGGCCCCCCAUGGGACGUCGAGGACGGACGGAGGCCGGAGAACAGGCUCUACUGUGAAUCAGCACCGCGCAGACCUGCGGAGACGGCUCGCUGGGGCCCAGCUCCAGCCUGUACUGUCCUUAGUUUUAGAUAAAGUAUUUAUCGUUUUUUAAAAAGUAUAAACAACUUUGACUUAUUUUAUUCCACCGAAGCCGUAAAGGCAACCUAUUGAGAGAUGUAGAUACUAUAUGUGAAAGGAUCUAUGUAAAAGACGUCCAUCUGCCCGAGGACUGGCCGCCACGGGGACCGCCAGCUGCCCGGUGCUAUCUCGUCGCAGGCCGGCCUCCACGCUCUUGGUGCUGACUCUCGGGGUUGACCAACGCCGACGCCAGGCCCCGUGCCUGCCCUGUUUAUCUAACGCUCUUCCUAUACCAAAGGCCCCAGCUCCGGGUGGAGGCCCGCCCCACCUUGCACUGUGAAUGGCCUCGCUCGGCCCCUGGGUCUGCAUCACGCCUUUGGCAUAGGAAUGGUGGCCGCACGGCCAGGCUGCAGCAGGGUGCCUCGAGGAGGAGGGGACCCGUUUGAGUGGUGCUCGCGAGGAGGGUCUGGAACCCGCCGUGUGACAAGUGCAUUUACUUUUGUACGUCUCUGCUCGUCUGGGCCCGCGCCACGGCUGCCAAGGGAGGGUCAGCGCCAGUGGUGGCUGGGGACGCGGGUGGUUAGUCGUGGGUGCCUGGUGUGUCUACAGGGGAGUCACGCUGACGGGUGACAGUAUUUUAUAGAGAUGUGAUGAAAAUUUAUAAAUUUCAUAGACUUGA
Budorcas taxicolor (takin) is the source of this 5594-nucleotide messenger RNA. RefSeq names its product DOT1 like histone lysine methyltransferase (gene DOT1L). Bases 42 to 4949 code for a protein of 1635 amino acids. Gene Ontology annotation, biological process: DNA repair; regulation of transcription regulatory region DNA binding; DNA damage checkpoint signaling. Gene Ontology annotation, molecular function: histone H3K79 methyltransferase activity. Gene Ontology annotation, cellular component: nucleus. The record is from RefSeq and is a predicted model, not a curated record. NCBI's taxonomy places the organism in Eukaryota, Metazoa, Chordata, Mammalia, Artiodactyla, Bovidae. The transcript is spliced from 29 exons.